Doryrhamphus excisus (bluestripe pipefish) is the source of this 1423-nucleotide messenger RNA. RefSeq names its product tumor necrosis factor, alpha-induced protein 8-like 3 (gene tnfaip8l3). Gene Ontology annotation, cellular component: cytoplasm. The record is from RefSeq and is a predicted model, not a curated record. Gene Ontology annotation, biological process: regulation of apoptotic process. Lineage: Eukaryota; Metazoa; Chordata; Actinopteri; Syngnathiformes; Syngnathidae.
GAGGGGAGGGUGCAUCAGAAAAGUACAGAAGAGGGAGCAGAAAGAGGGAAACUGAAGGAGUCAGGAGAAGGAAGCAGAAGCAACAAUAAAAAAAAAAAAAGACAGCUCAGCAAAUGAUCCUGAAUCAGAAGUCUCCCUGGAGAGGAAAAGAGAACAAGAGAGCAAAAGAGAAUCAGAGAGCUUCUGUAGCCUCCUUGUGUCCUGCAGGAGAACAUGGACUCUGACUCCGGAGAGCAGAGUGAUGGGGACCUCUCUCCAGGGCAAGAGAGCUUCAACUCUCGCUCCUUGGCCCUGCAGGCCCAGAAGAAGAUCCUGAGCAAAAUGGCGACCAUGGUGGUGGCCAACAUGCUGACGGACGACACCAGCAGUGAGAUCUUAGACGAGCUCUACAAGACGAGUCGUGAGUUCACUAAGAGCAAAAAGGAGGCCCAUAAGAUCAUCAAGGAUGUCAUCAAGAUCGCCCUGAAGAUCGGCAUCCUCUACCGCAACCACCAGUUCAGCCCCGACGAGCUGGACACGGUGGAGCGCUUCAAGAAGAAGAUGAACCAGGCGGCCAUGACGGCGGUGUCCUUCUACGAGGUGGAGUACACCUUUGACAGGAAUAUUCUGUCAGAGCUGCUGCUGGAGUGCCGGGACCUUCUUCACUCCAUAGUUGAGCAGCACCUGACCGCACGUUCUCAUGCUCGCAUCGACCACGUUUUCAACCAUUUUGCCCACGGGGAGUUCCUGGCUGAGCUUUACGGGGAUGGAGACGAGUACAGACUCUCUCUGAGGAAGAUCUGCAACGGCAUCAACAAACUGUUAGACGAGGGAACGCUUUAACCGUUUGACCUUUGACCUCUCUUGCCGCAUCUUUCUGCUCUCCACUGCCCUCCUCUCACCCUUUGUGCACUCCCUGUAUCCUGCAUCUGUUGCCAUGGAGCUAGUUGUAACAUCCUGCAUUCGAGGCCAUGUUUGAUGAAGACAUGAUCUCCGCUGCUGCAUACUUGGACUGUGUGUGUCCCAUUUAUGUACAAAUGAACCAAUAGCCAAAAAAACAUGCAUUUUGGUAUAUUUGGAUGGAAGAUAACAGUAAUCCAUUUUUUCUUUGCGCGUGUGUGUGCGUGCACGUGUUUUUAAUGAGACUGGCAUGAAUCAUAUGUACAUAAGACCAAUGACAUGUUGUGUUUUUGUCCAGAGUGUAUCACUUGUCUUUUAGUAAAAAAAAAUAUUUCAACAUAAUUUUGUUAUUUCUUCAGACAACAACUGAACAAAAGAAAACUCCAUUGUUCCUUCAUUGAUUAGUGUGCUAAUGUGUUGCUUAUCCAAAAUCAACUCCCUUACAUUGGGGCUUUGAAGACUUGAUACCUCCUCCUCUUUGAGGUGAAAUUGUCUCCAAAACAGAAAUUAUAAGGAUGAAUUGGAUGGGGACAAUAAACCACAA